GUUCCUUGAAGAGUUGAGUACUCCAGAUGAAAAGUGGCAAUGGAAAAUCCACUGUAAAAUACAGAAAAAAUUAAAGAGCUUGUAAGAACAAAUAAAAAUGCCAUGAACUUGCUAGCACUUCUGAGUGCUUAUCAAAAGAAACACAUGGUUGAGAUUCUGGCGUACCAUAGUUGUGAUUCUCAAACACGAACUACUCCAGAAUUAGAGUGUCUCAUAAAACUUCAAUAUCAGAAUAUUCAGCAGAGGCAUGUGGUGUUUCUGACAGAAAAGAAUGUGUCAACCUUUGCAAGUUAUGCUGAUAAUGGAAUAGUGGUUACUACUGUCAGUUCGUUUAUGCACAACUUCAAAACUCUAGUUGGCUGCCACAACUCAGUUACUGAAGAAAGCCUGCCUUCUCCCACUGAUUAUGACAAACAAACAGCUCUUAUAGAAAACGAUGAAAAGGAUGAGGAGGACAUGUCUCUGGAUUCAGAGGAUGAAGCAUCACAAAUAGAAGUUUGCAAUGAUGCCUCAAACUGUGAUUCCCAUUUGGAAGAUUUACAGACAGAGGCCAAAGGACCACACGGAACAGACUCUAGGCAAAAAUCUCAAAGUGAAGCACUGCUGUCUUCUGAAGAACAACACUACUCUCUGACAGAAGAGACUUCCAAAAUAGACAUGCUAGAUAUACAGCCAGUUACUCCUGUUUCAUCUACCUGCUGUGCUGAAGGGGAGAGGACUAAUUCGGAUGAACAAAUUCCUCUCAGCUUUCAGAUGUACAAUAGACAAUUAAGUGUGCCUCAUCAAUUCAGUCACUUUAAUGUUCUCACUCACCAGACGUUUUUGGGAACAACGUACCCUAUGUCUGCCAGUCAAAAGCAGGAAAGUAGAAGUUGCUUUCUGACUGCUUACAGUCAGAACAUGGAUAUGGAGCAUUCUUCACCUUCAUCCAAUAAUUGGGAUAUCAGUUGUGAUUCUUUGAGGCCAUUUCCCAAACAGAAUUGAGCAAAGCAGAAAUGUCUUUUUUUUAAAUAUUUCUUGCGGACUUUAGAAAAAAAGUGAAUUAAGUAUUUCUAGUCUCCGAUCUAAACAUUUCUUGUUUCUUAUCUCAGAUGUUCUCAUGUUUAUUUAAAUCAUGAAUGGUCUGUAUCAGAUAAAGCACCUGAAGUUUGAAAUAAAUAUAUAUAUUUUUAACAUAUAUGUACUUGAAUGAACUUGUUUGUUGGCACUUCUUAAGUUUUACAUUUUGUAGUUCACAUGUAAUUAAAAUUAUCAACUUGAAAUCUAAUUUAUGUAAUUUGAAUGUUUGCCUGAACCAUAUGUGAAAGAGGGAAGGGAUCAUUUUUAAUGUAAAGUAUAAAAAGACAGUGAAACCACUUUUUCUUUAAAAUAGCUGUUAUGUACAUAUGUGAAUGUUUUGUAUAAAUUCUUUCUAUAGCUUUAAAGUCAACUCGUUCCUUCAUCAAAUAUCCUGGAUUUUUGGUUACAUACCUUAGAAUAAACAGUAGAUGCAGUUUGUUUUGAAAUGAAUAAAAGAAUUUGCCCCGAGAGGACUUAUUA
Messenger RNA from Thamnophis elegans (Western terrestrial garter snake), 1539 nucleotides. RefSeq names its product protein TASOR-like. Gene Ontology annotation, cellular component: nucleoplasm; heterochromatin. The transcript is spliced from 4 exons. NCBI's taxonomy places the organism in Eukaryota, Metazoa, Chordata, Lepidosauria, Squamata, Natricidae. Gene Ontology annotation, molecular function: chromatin binding. Bases 103 to 984 code for a protein of 293 amino acids. The record is from RefSeq and is a predicted model, not a curated record. Gene Ontology annotation, biological process: protein localization to heterochromatin; negative regulation of gene expression, epigenetic.